CUCUCAGAGCUUUACACGGCGGCGGUGCUGCGCGCGGCCCUGAAUGAAGCGGAGCGGCGCUGAUGUGGAUUUAACGGGACCGGAUGCUGCACGCGCUCCCCCCGCUGUGUGUGUGUGAGUGUGUGUGAGUGUGUGAGUGUGUGUGAGCAGUAGGAGCCGUGUUUCCGGUGUCGGUGUGCUGGAGGACAGAGGAAUGUGGAGUUUACAGAAUGCCCGACAGCGGCGGAAAGAGAUUUAAACCCAGCAGAUAUAUCCCAGUGUGCACCGCGGCCAGUCUGCUGCUGGGCUCCUCCACGCUUUUCUUCGUCUUCACGUGUCCCUGGUUGGCGAACACUGUUUCUCCCCUGGUUCCUGUCUAUAAUGGCGUGGUGUUCCUCUUUGUCCUGGCUAAUUUCAGCAUGGCCACCUUUAUGGACCCGGGCGUGUUUCCUCGAGCGAAUGAGGAUGAAGAUAAGGAUGAUGAUUUUCGGGCUCCUCUCUAUAAGAACGUGGAGGUGAAGGGGAUUCAGGUGCGGAUGAAAUGGUGCUCCACCUGCCACUUCUAUAGACCACCACGCUGCUCACACUGCAGUGUGUGUGACAACUGUGUGGAGGACUUUGACCAUCACUGUCCGUGGGUGAAUAACUGCAUCGGUCGGAGGAAUUACAGAUAUUUUUUCCUCUUCCUGCUCUCUCUGAGCACACACAUGGUGGGCGUGUUCUCAUUCGGCCUACUGUUCGUCCUCAACCACCUGCAGAGUCUCAGAGAGCUGCACACCACCAUCACUAUGAUUGUGAUGUGUGUUACUGGUUUAUUCUUCAUCCCUGUUAUGGGCCUCACCGGGUUUCACUUAGUGCUGGUGGCCAGAGGGCGAACUACUAAUGAACAGGUAACGGGGAAGUUUCGGGGAGGCGUGAACCCGUUUACUCACGGUUGCUGCGGCAAUGUAAAACAUGUUCUGUGCAGUCCUUUAGCUCCAAGGUACAUGGUGGACCCCAGGAAGACGCCGAACAUCCAGGUGACCCCUCCGUUCCUGAGGCCCGUCCUGUCCGAGCGUAAUGUCAUCGUUAAAGUAAGCGAUAAUGGAGUUCACGCUAACAUCCUGAGGAUGAAGUCAAAGACGAGUCUAGACGGUUUGGGGGAGAAAAGUGCAGAUGUUCAGCCUCCUCUUCCUCCUAAAGCGCCUAAAGUUCACCAUCAACAUCCUCGUCAUCCUCAUCAUCGUCCUCCUCAGCAUCAGGUCCAGAAUCAGCUGACGUCCAGUGAAGAAAGUUCUCUGUCGAGUAAACCCACCACUCCAUCCACUCCCGCCAUGUACAAGUUCAAACCGUCAUUCGACACCAUCCCCAAAGUACACUACCACGCCACUGGAGAGAAGAUCUCUAUAUCUGAAGACUCUAAAUCGUCUGCCAUUUUGGAAGAGCGAGCUCACGAUUAUCGAUCGGAGCCCAACCUGGAUUUCCCGGAUUACAGUGGUGCCGAAGCUCCUUCUCUCCAUCGCCACUUCCUGUCGUCUCCGUUCCAGCUCGACUCGUACAGCCUGAAACACAGCAGCCGCAGGGACGAGCCUGUGAAGCUAGGGGGCGCCAAACCCGAGUCGGUCACGUCCACUCCUCACAGGGGCGUGUUCCCCGGAACAAUGUCCAGCCGGAAUGCCAGUCUGUCCUACGACAGCUUAUUAACCCCGAGCGUUGCCGUGGCACCUCCUGUGCCCUUCCACUCGCCCUACCUGCCGUCUAAGACCUGCCACAUACGACGUCCUGAAUUGCAGCACUAUCCCUUGACUCCAUACAGCCCUGCCCGGGUGGGGUACAUGUACAGCCGAGAGCGAGACGGAGACAGAGAUAGGGCUCCAUCUCCUGUCCGCUAUGAUAAUCUCUCUAAAAGCAUCAUGGCAUCCAUCCAGGAGAGGAAAGAACUAGAAGAGAGGGAGAGGCUCCUCCAUCGUCACGGUCAUGCCAAUGCACAUAACCACUCCCACAUUUACGCCAAUGAUUCCGGCGUCUUUGAUGCACAUUUUCCCGCCUCUAGAGGGUCUCGGGACGAGCUCACCAGGGUCGGGGUGAUGUCCUUCGGUCCUCGCGCCCUUCACUCCUCGGCGUCAUCGCUGGUCCGUGCUACCGGAGCGUCCACUUCCUCUCUGCGCGGCGAGACGGGAAAUUAUCGCUCGCCGACACAUCAGCCUCUUUCUCCAUCACUUUCUCCACGUUCUCCGUCCUUCUCUCAUCACAAACUGUCCUUCAUCAGCGGAGUGGAGAGAUCUGAAUCACCUCACCUGGGCCACAGGGAGGAGCUGAUUCGAGCGAAGGUUAACGGGCAGACGCGAGAGUGCCACCUGGUGUCGUCCUCCGGAACACCGCUCAGCCCGAGUGUCAAAAAAGUGACCGGAGUGGGCGGGACUACUUACGAGAUCUCAGUGUGACAGACGCCUGGAUUAGCCAAUCCGUACGUGAGGAAAUACUGCCAUGGCGACCGACACUACCACGGGUGACUGAGAAUGUCUUUCAGGAUACUGUAACCGACCAAUUAGAGCCUUUCUCACAGGGGAAGACGGGCCAAUUGGAGCAGGUCUUUCAUCGUUUUGGUCCAAUUAGAGGAGGUCUCUCACUGUCUACGGCUGCUUUUGAUUGGUGAUCACAGAAUCUCGGAGCUGAGACGUUACUGUGUGUGUGUGUGUGUGUGUGUGUGUGGGUGUAUAUAUAUGUGUGUGUAAAUUCAGGAAAUUUUAAUGGAUCCCUUUAUUCCAAAAGAAAAUUGGUUUAAAAAGCUACAAAGAAAAACAAUCCCCUCUGAAAAGGGCUGAAGUGUCUGUUAACUGUAUCAUUCAAUAAAAAGGUGCUCUGUGUGUGUG
Molecule: messenger RNA, 2831 nt
Organism: Silurus meridionalis
Lineage: Eukaryota; Metazoa; Chordata; Actinopteri; Siluriformes; Siluridae
Gene: zdhhc8b
Product: zinc finger DHHC-type palmitoyltransferase 8b
Biological process (GO): protein palmitoylation
Molecular function (GO): palmitoyltransferase activity
Source: RefSeq, a predicted model, not a curated record